UUCAGAGAAAGUGGGCCGUGGGCGAGAAGGCCCAUAUCCAAUGUGCAAGGCCCAGUUCCUUUUUCAGAUGAAGUACGUGAACUCGUGAAUGGCAUUUCCGAGAAUCACUGAAAAGGUGACCCCUUUUUGGUAGCACUAUCCCACCGGACCCACCAUGUAUAAAUACACGAAAAUAUCAAAAACAGACACCCAACGAUAUCGUUGUCUCUCCACCUCUCACUCACUACACCUGCUUUUUAAUCAUUCAGAGUGAUUGAUUUAUGCACACUUAGAUUUAACAAAAUGAAUUGCCUCACAAAUGUUUCAAGAUCCUAUUCAGCCUUGCCUUCUUUAUGCACCUUCAAAUGCAAAUCUACAAAUUAUCCGAUCUUUGUGAAUAUGAAGGGAUUGGUGAUUUGUACAGAUCUUCGGAAAAGUUGUGUGGUUAAGGCAACGUCUAGCCCCACACCUAGUGCAAACACGGAAGAUGCCAAAGAUGAGGAGAAAUCUGAUGUUUACAGUACAAACAUGACUGAAGCAAUGGGUGCUGUUUUGACUUAUAGGCAUGAACUUGGAAUGAACUACAACUUCAUUCGUCCCGACUUAAUUGUUGGAUCAUGUCUACAGACGCCUGAAGAUGUUGACAAGCUUCGGAGUAUUAAAGUGAAAACCGUAUUUUGCUUGCAACAAGACUCAGAUCUCGAAUAUUUUAGCGUCGACAUCAGUGCAAUUCGUGAAUAUGCCAGCACAUUCGAUGACAUUCAACACAUACGUGCUGAAAUAAGAGACUUUGAUGGGACUGAUUUGAGGGUGCGCCUUCCAGCUGUGGUUAGCAAAUUACACAAAGCUGUUAAUCGAAAUGGUGGAGUGACUUACAUACAUUGCACUGCUGGACUUGGAAGAGCUCCUGCAACCGCUUUGGCAUACAUGUUCUGGGUUCAAGGUUAUAAGCUAAAUAACGCCCUCAGUCUACUCCUGAGAAACCGUAAAUGUUUCCCAAAUAUGGACGCAAUAAAAAGUGCGACUGCUGACAUUCUUACAGGCCUACGAAAGAGACCAAUUACAUUGACAUGGAAUGGUGAUGACUGUUCCACAGUGGAAGUAUCUGGACUUGAUGUCGGAUGGGGUCAGAAGAUUCCAUUAACAUAUGAGGAGAAGCAUGGUUCAUGGAUUCUUCAUAGAGAGUUGCUGGAAGGGCGUUACGAGUACAAGUACAUAGUUGAUGGCGAAUGGAUCACCAAUACAUAUGAACCUGUUACUCCUGCCAACAAGGAUGGCCACAUCAACAACUAUAUCGAGGUUGUGGAUAAAGACCCUGAGAGCAUUAGUGCUGUUUUGUGGAAGAGAUUGGGUGCUGAUGAUUUUGAUAUAACGACCAAUGAACGAGAGAUUAUAAAGCAGUUCCUAGAUGAAUAUCCAGAUGAUGAGUAAAGUAGUAAACCCAGCCACAAACCUUAUUAUCCACAUCUAGAAUUGUAUAUCUGUUAAUGGUUGCUGAUAUGUGAUUAUACAUAUACGUCAUGUGAGAGUGUGUAAGAUUGCAGUAUUUGAGGUGACAUGAAUUAACGUGGUUCUUAAUGUAUAAGUGUGAUGAAUAAUAAAAUAUAUUGUUGGUACAA
Molecule: messenger RNA, 1598 nt
Organism: Helianthus annuus (common sunflower)
Lineage: Eukaryota; Viridiplantae; Streptophyta; Magnoliopsida; Asterales; Asteraceae
Product: phosphoglucan phosphatase DSP4, amyloplastic
Exons: 14
Coding region: 283-1410 (375 amino acids)
Biological process (GO): protein dephosphorylation; starch catabolic process
Cellular component (GO): chloroplast
Molecular function (GO): carbohydrate phosphatase activity; starch binding; protein tyrosine/serine/threonine phosphatase activity
Source: RefSeq, a predicted model, not a curated record